CCCCGGCGCUGGCCUGCCCUCUGCCCGCCGAGGCCGAGCGAGGCAAGAGGAGCUCAGUGGUGUGAGGUAGAUGGCUUUGUUGUCGCCCUGCUCUCCUGAGGAAGGUGAUUGCAAAACGCCGACUUUCACAAAAGAAACUCGCCCAGCUCAGUUGGCAGGAUCGUGAAUGGCCUUUAAAAGCAGGGCCUGGUCUUUACAGGUGGUUUUUGUGUUUUGAAAACCAGAAAGUGGAGCUGGCUUGAAGCAAGCAAGGCUGGGGAGGCUGCAGAGCACUGGCAGUGAGGGCCUGAGCUCUGCAAGUAGGCUUGUGAAGCAGGCCUACUGCAGCGUACUUACUAGUGCACUCAGAAGUUGCCUUUAAAACGUGAGGUCUGUACUGAGGAAAACCUAUUGCUUGAAAUAAGUGUGACCUGUUAUAUGAAUCAAUCUUACUUACAACAGGGCGGCAGAGUGAAUUCAUCGUGUAUUGUUGUCUCUUGCUUACUGUUGGACUUUGAUAGACCUAAUCUGUGAAGAUAGUUGAAGUUCUGCUCUGAAGGCUCUAAAUAACACGGUAAUGGCUCCACUACCAAAUGCUGAAUUAGUUCAGAGUUCUUUACAGUUAUAUCGUUACCUGCUUCGAUGCUGUAAGCAACUUCCCGAAGAGAACAUUCGUCAGCAUUACAGACAUGCAAUCAGACAGAGUUUCAAAGUUCAUGGGGAUGAAGACAAUCCUGAGCGAAUCCAGCAGAUUAUUAAAAGAGCCAUUGAAGAUGCUGACUGGGUCAUGAAUAAAUAUAAAGACCAGAAGUAGAAGAGGAAGGAUGAAGACAAAAGUGUCACUGGUAUACAUCCUUAGAAAACUUACCAGCAAAUAAGCCCAGUGUUACAGUAUAGAUAUUGCCUGCAGUUUUCCCCUAGAUAAUACAAGUAUAAUAACUUAUAUCUCAUUGGGACGUCAUGAAGCUAAAUUACUAUUUCUGAAGCUGUUUGAGGUUGUAGAUAACAAGGUACAGUCUAGGUUCAAAGUAUUGCCAUGUAUAAUCACAAACCUUAGCUUAAGGCCCAAACUUCCCAAAGAUUUGAGGAGCACAGAGAGCUUCUCGGGAAGCCUUCCUGCACAUAAUGUAGUGCAAUGCAAGUCAUUAACAAAUACUAAAUAGUGCCCUGUUUGCCAUUCAUAUCUGAUGAAUUACAGUCUCAUCUAAGAGAACUUAACUAGUAUCUAAGCAUAAAGAUCUAUACUGAAAGGCUGCAAAAUUGACAAAAUCUCACUGAGGGUCAGAGCAAAUUACUCUUUGCUUGAUUGUGGAGUACCUUAUAUUGUUAGGCCUGGAUCCAGCAUAUCAUAAUAAUAUUUGAUACACUUGUUAUGUCAAGUUGUUUAUUUGGUUCUUCUGCAUAAGUAUCAGUGGAUUUAAGAUCAUGUUCGAAUAAUGUUCUCAAUUAGGGUAUGUCAGUCUGUUGACAUCAGACUGUCCUCCAUCAGGACCAUAGAGUGAAAGGGAAGUUUGAUUGGAGGAAAGACAAGAUGCAUAAGCUACUGAACGGAGGUCAUGAGGGUUGUAAGCUCAUAUGAGACUUGAACCACAGUAUUUCCACUCCUGUUGAUAGUAAGAUUGGUUAGGCUUAUGUCAUGCCUGUCCCUGCUACAGGCAUCCCUUUGUUCUACUCCGUAGGUUUGUGCUUGAACUACCAGUCAUCCUUUUUUAUUUAAAGGUGGGUGCCUGUCCCCUGUGACCCUGACCUCUAAGCUCCCAUGGAAAGGGACACUAUUCAGCCAAGUUACAGGCACUCACUGAUAUGAUCACUGACAUGUGCAGUGUUGAACAAAUGUAGAUGCCAUCACAGUUUUUUGCAACAUGUAAUGUCCUUUAAAAAUGGGUGUCCAUGUCCUUUUUAAAAAGAGCCUCUUUUCACUGCCCUAAUAGAUUUCCAACAGGGAAAACUCAGAAGCAAUACUAGCUAUCUUAAAACUAGCUAGGAUAAUCUGAAGCUAAAGAGAAACUAGCUAUCUUAAAUUAAAUUAAUUGGGGGGAAAAGAGUUUCCUUUUGAAAUGUGACCUUUCUGUUUAUCUGUAGUUGGAACUGUCAGCCUCCAGGUGGCAGUGCAUGCUGCUAAUGCGCAUCUCAAGUCCUAAAGAUUUGAGGGUUGGGUUCAUUUGUUUCUGCUACUUUGAAUUUGUUGAGCUUCCUCACCUCCCAAAAUAUGACUCCAGUGCUAUACACAGCUCUCGUCUAGGCUCCAGAUUUUCUCUUUCAUUUCAAAGAAGCAAAAAUAAGUUUAGGUAGUCAAGAAGAAUUUCAGAUAAGUGCUAUAAAAGAAAUUGGGGCCAUAUAUGAAACUUUAUACCAUAAAGUGUUGUGUUAAACAGUUUCCUUUUCUCUGCUCAUCUUAACCCCUCCUCUUCAAGAAUUCUUGCCUCUGUUAUUUCUUUCUCUGCCAUCCCCUGCUACUGUUCCUCUUUCUAGUCCUGCAUCUUUCACGUCAUCUUACAUUCCCUCAGUUUUUAUCGCUCUUGUUCUACAUCUUCCUUGAUUCUUUCUCUCAUCUAGUCCCCCUACCACUUCCUUCUCUUCCUCAGAUCCUUUUCUGAUGUUUAUAGGAACAUCAAACCAUACUAAGGGCUUAUGCUAGGGCCGCUCUUCUGUUUAGUUUCAGAUACAAAGCAUGAAUGCGAUAGAGCUUCUCAACAAAGUUGGUGUAUGUUUUUCUUUAUAUGGGGUGAAACACAUUUUGCUUUCUCCUUAAAUACAUUUUUGGAAAGUGCAACCAUUUUGGUUUAAACUUUCCAGAGUAAUUUGAUGCAAGGUAAAGCAUGGAAAAUGUCAGCCUUGGCAGUUUACAGUAACAUAGAAACAUAGUUAUUGUAAACAUACUUUACAAUAAACAAUAGAAAACAGAAUGCUUUAAUAAAAAAGCUUAAACAGAUUUGAUGGUAGAUAUUGGAAUGUGCUACUUUCAAUCAAGAACAGACAAUAUUAUAAAUCAAGAAAUGAGCAAUAUUAUACUCCUGUUCUGCUAUAUAUAUUUUGUCUGGGGUACGGAGAUGCACUAAUAGCUUUAUAUCAGUGCUAUAGUGAAAACAUCAAGCCUCAAUAGGAAUAACAGUGUGUGAAAACAUGCUGUUUCCUGAACUCUGAAUGCGAUGUGCUCAACAGGCUCCAUUGCUAUAAUUGUCCAGCUUUACGUAACGUGAGAUAUAAUGUUUUAUUCAAUUACUUAAUAGGAUAAUUAUAUGUAUGUAAAUAAUUCUUACAUGCCUGUUGUUUAAUUUAUGGAUAGCUUGACAGGAAAAGCACCAAGGAGCUGGAAAGUGUAACCAUGACAUGUCUGCAGCUCCAAAGUCUGAGGUACCAAUUGAGAUGUGGGAACAUCAAACCAGAGGUGUGACAGUAGGUAGAUGUAACUCAUAUGGCAGGAGCAGGAUCUGUGAAUUUUAGUCUUCGGAAAUUGGUAGAGCGUGCGGUCCUUACUAGGAUGCAGAAGGGAACAUGGUUGUUGAGUCAGGGGAUAUCAUGACUAAGUAUUUUGACAGUAGUGAUUCAGUUGUAGGGCAUGAUGCGAUGUCUGAGUCAUUUUUUAUACAAAUAUAAUCUGAUUUUUCAGAAUAACACACCUUUUAGUAGAAUGGAAAUGUAAUGUGCAGAUAACUUUAUUUACUCUGUUAUGGAGCAGAUAAUUUUCUUGGCAGUGGGGAAAUGUGGUGCAAACAGCUAUUUACUUCCUUGUAAUAGUGAAACUUACCCUGAUGUCUGAAGCGGACGUGUUUCUCUAAUAAUAAGACUGAAGAGUCGCUCAGCUGGCAUAGCUGAGGCUUUCCUGCUUUCAAGAUAGUACUAAUUCUGUUCUUUGGCAACAUAAUUUGAGGCCAAAAGUGUUGUAUUAGUCUAGCUGUAGAUGAGAACCUGAACUCUAAAAUAGGAUUUAGGCAGAGCUUAGACACUUCUGAGUAGAAGUUUUCUGGAUAAAAAUUUUGGACUGAAGUCAUUUAAUCCUGGAGAUGCCCUAAUUUACCAGGUGUGUCCUGUUUGACCUGAAAGUUCCUGCAGUAAAUUGAGUUCUUUUCAUCACAUUCCACAGAAUCACCUUAGUUUGGGCAACUUUGUGCCUCUCUUCCGCCCAGCCUUGCUGAGACUCAAAACCUGUUCUCUGUUCCACUGAAAGCUUCAAUCAGGUGGGAUCGCUCAGGGCAUAUAUAACACACGCUUCUGAGACUGGGCAUUUCUCAAGUAGAAUAAAGCCACUUCUUAUGUGAAAUUCAGCCUUAAAGAAGAUAGUCAUGGUGGUGCUGUGCUCACCUCUCUAAUCAUUAGACUACUAUAUUAGAGCGCUCACACUGUGUGAGGCAGUGUGAGGAGAUUCAAACUCCUGCAUUCUCAGGUAAGCUUCUUUCAGAUAACCAAACUGCAGUCAUGGCUUGUUGGAGAGUCUAUCUGCUGCUGACGGUGGAGCUGUGGAAAGAAAACGUUCAUAGUAAAAGAAUGGAAGAACUGUUCUGAUUCUGUAGUCUGGUAGACAAGGCACCCAGCUAAGACAAAGAAACUCCCUGUAGUCAGAUCUACUUUCCACUACUCCUACUUUACAUUUCAUUAAAAAGCAGAGUCUGUUCUAAAUUAGAAGUUUUUUCUCACUUAUCACUACUAGCAGCUGGCUGUGACAUAGUGGUACCGGUGUAAGCCCUACAAGUCAUAGGCGAAGUGUCUCUGCACCAGCAGAGCUUGACCCAGUUGCAAGCUGAGAAAACACUGAUACAAUAUAUCAAUGUACCUGUCUGCAUUUGGUGUUUUGUUAAUGCCGCUGUGCUAGUGAUAAGCUGUCACAAUGGCUGUAACAGGACCAAGUGCCCACUGUAGAAAAGACUUACCCAAUCGCAAACGCAGCUC
This is a messenger RNA of Struthio camelus australis, 4866 nucleotides long. Lineage: Eukaryota; Metazoa; Chordata; Aves; Struthioniformes; Struthionidae. The record is from RefSeq and is a predicted model, not a curated record.